This is a messenger RNA of Penicillium paradoxum, 1257 nucleotides long. RefSeq lists its product as uncharacterized. Bases 1 to 1257 code for a protein of 418 amino acids. Gene Ontology annotation, cellular component: mitochondrion; plasma membrane; lipid droplet. The record is from RefSeq and is a predicted model, not a curated record. Gene Ontology annotation, biological process: glycolipid biosynthetic process. The transcript is spliced from 3 exons. Lineage: Eukaryota; Fungi; Ascomycota; Eurotiomycetes; Eurotiales; Aspergillaceae.
AUGAACCCUUCACAGAGAAUGGACAAACCGUUUGGUUUGAUCGUGUAUGGCGCUACCGGAUACGUGGGGUCUCUGGUGGUGCCGUACCUAUGGGCCAAAGGUCCGCAAGCCCUCCGAUGGGCUAUUGCUGGCCGGAGUGAGAAGAGGUUGAUCACCUUGAUGGACUCUUUGGGCCCAGCUCAACCUGAUCGGAAGUUGCCCCAUGUCAUGGUGGUCACCCUCAGCGGCGAUGAUCUUCGGCGCAUGGCAUCUCAGACACGUCUUGUGCUCAACCUGGUCGGACCUUUUUGUAAAUAUGGAACAUCCGUUGUAGAAGCCUGUAUAGAACACUCCACUGCCUACGUGGAUUCCACAGGCGAACACAUUUGGACGCAACGUCUAGCAGCGCAGCUGCACGAAAAGGCCAUGGUCAACAAGGCAAUUAUCAUUCCACAAUGUGCCGUGGAAUCAAGUCCCCCGGAUCUGAUGACGCUCCUUCUUGCGCGUAGGCUGCGCCGUCCUCUCGGACCCAUGUUCUUCGCAAUUCAACAUACCUGGACUGGCUAUAGCGGUGGUACCAUUGCAAGCAUCCUCGCCAGCCUGGAAACAUACUCCCUUCGACAGAUGAUGGCUGCCGGUGCAGCUCGCGCGAGCUGUAUCCCAGAUGCUGGAGCUCAUCGGCCUUAUUCCGGUCCUGUUCUCCCCGUUCGACGGGAUCGUUUUCUGGGUAAUCUCACAUUCAACCCCUCUGCGAUGGCUGACGAAGCUGUCGUCAUGCGUACCUGGUCACUGCUACAGCGAUACGCAGACCGAUCCGAGCGAUAUGGCGAACGAUUCAGCUUCCAUGGCUAUACCACUACGCCUACCAUGCUGAAAGGAUGGACCGGGUUUCUCGGUAUUUCAGUCGCUGUUUUCUGUGUGUUAUGCUUCCCGCCAUUCCGAUGGCUGCUGCGAUGGCUCUCUCCAGAGCCGGGAACUGGGCCGCGGGUGAAGCCCGGAGAGGCUCAUUUCGUGGAAUGGACGGCUACAGUCGCGGCGGAUGGGGACGAAGUAAACGAGCCUAAUGCAUUGGGUGUUAUGCGCUUCAAUACGGAUGUGUAUACUGUCUGUGCAAUCUUGGUUAGUGAAGCUGCUCUAACCCUGUUGGACAUUUUGGGAGGAAAGGGACAGGACUCAAUUGUCGAGAAAAUGGGAGGGGGGAAUUCUGACCCCAGCGUCGUUAGGGUUUCGGUAUGUGGAACGGCUACAAGAAGCUGGUUUGGAGUGGAAGGUGUCUGA